This is a messenger RNA of Solanum tuberosum (potato), 351 nucleotides long. RefSeq lists its product as uncharacterized. Gene Ontology annotation, molecular function: nucleic acid binding. Gene Ontology annotation, biological process: DNA integration. The record is from RefSeq and is a predicted model, not a curated record. The transcript is spliced from 2 exons. Lineage: Eukaryota; Viridiplantae; Streptophyta; Magnoliopsida; Solanales; Solanaceae. Bases 1 to 351 code for a protein of 116 amino acids.
AUGCCACCUAUUUUGGAGGUGGAAUUGUUUGAUGUGUGGGGAGUUGACUUUAUGGGCCCAUUUGUGAGCUUCUAUGGGAAAAAGUAUAUACUGGUGGCAGUGGUCUAUGUGUCCAAAUGGAUUGAGGCAGUCGCCCUGCCUGAAAAUGAUGGUAAAAAUGUUGCUGGUUUUCUGAAGAAAAACAUAUUCUCAAGGUUUGGUACACCUAGAGCGAUUAUUAGUGAUGUAGGCUCACAUUUCUGCAAUAAAGUGUUUAGUGCACUUUUGGCCAAAUAUGGGGUUAAACACCAUAAGUUGGUAUUUGGAAAGACAUUUUAUUUGCCUAUCGAGCUGGAGCAGAAAGCACUUUGA